UAAACCUAUUGUUUAAUAAAAAUUUCUGUUCUGUAUUUUUUUGGUUUUUUCCACUACUUAUCUAUAAGGAAAUUACUGAAGAUUUAAGAGUUUGAAAAAACCUCAGUUUCUAAUUACUAAAAGUUCUCGAUUUAAAAUUUUACAGGGUUUAAAACCCGUCCUUUGUUUAAUAAACCAUAUAAACUGCAAAUAUGGGAUUUUACCAAUUUUAUUUAUGAUGAAAAUUAGUCCUAAAAUUACUUACUUAUUUCAUAUUCGAAAUAAUAUAAGUGGUCACCUAAUUUUAUAUUUCCUAUUAAGAUUAAUAUUAUAUUUUCGCCAUACAUAUUUCGUUUUGUGUGUAAUAAUUACCCUUUUUGAAUUUAUACUGUACUACAGAAUCUUAUUAAUAAUUGUAAAAUAGGAUAAUCUUCAAAAUGAUUGAAUUUAUAAAUAUCUUUAAUUAAAUCAGCUUUCGUAAAUCGGAAGUUUUAUAAAUAACUUUAAUUAAAUCAUCUUUCGUAAAUCGGAAGUUUUAUAAAUAAAUUUGUGUUUUAUUUUAUUU
This is a messenger RNA of Ichthyophthirius multifiliis, 544 nucleotides long. RefSeq lists its product as hypothetical. The record is from RefSeq and is a predicted model, not a curated record. The annotation marks the transcript as partial. Lineage: Eukaryota; Ciliophora; Oligohymenophorea; Hymenostomatida. The transcript has a single exon.